AUGAGCUGUAGAUGUGCAAACUUAGCACAAACACUCAUUUUCCAUGGCUUAUUCCCUACUGCACCCUCACAGCCCCAAAUGGCUAUAUCCGUCGAGCUGCUCGCCUGCCAUCGCUCUCUUUUUCAGUGCUCAUGUGAUGCUGUCAAUGCACUUGCAUCUGCACUUCACAUGCACUACACCCGAUGA
This is a messenger RNA of Suillus bovinus, 186 nucleotides long. RefSeq lists its product as uncharacterized. The transcript has a single exon. Lineage: Eukaryota; Fungi; Basidiomycota; Agaricomycetes; Boletales; Suillaceae. The record is from RefSeq and is a predicted model, not a curated record. Bases 1 to 186 code for a protein of 61 amino acids.